ACAACUAAACGAACCGUCUGUGACGUAACGUACAAGUAGGUAGUUAUUUUUCUGUCUGACGUAGGCGAACAGCAAGAAAAUAACGCAUGGUUAGUGUAUUUGCGUCAAUAGCACAACGUGACACCAGUUGCUGCUGCCAGGACAGUGCUGAGUGCCAAAGCCCGCCUCUACAGCCUGCAGACAUUCAGACAGGGAGAAACAACCAAACCAGACUUCAGGCCUAAAAAAAACAUCCUCAGCCUGAAAUCAAGUUUCAUAGCCAGCUGGCAUCUUGCCCUUUCUCAGGCUGCUGUUCCCACAGAGUGACAGCAGCUCGCCAUCCUGUGGACAGAAAUGAACCACAACACUCCAGAGGCAGUGGGUCUUGACCCCACCGCAUUGACAGUCCAACUCUUCGAGCUAUGGAACCAGAAAGAUCUGCAGACGCUACAUUUGGCAGCCCUCCAGGGAUUUUCAAAGCUGUCUGAACCUCUGGAGGCCUUACUGACAAUCCUGGAGAGCUGUCCGGGUAAACAGAAGGGUCGGAGCCACACCCUCGGCCAUCACAUCCUCAUGGAAUUCCAGACAUGGAUAAAGGAACAUCCUCAGGUUACACUGAGUUCACUGUCAGAGCAGCAAGCAAUAACCCUCCAACGUCGGGCUCUUAGCCUACUAACAGAUACCCAGCCCGGCUUUGUAGACAGUCUCAUAAAUAUCUACCAACUCACUUCUCUGGAUCCGGCCAUCCUCAAACUGCACAUUGUGAGGUUACAGGCUCUCAACUGCUACAAAGAGGCAGUAGUGCUCAGUGUGAAGCUGAAGUUACAGAAGGAGCUAAAUAUGGAGGAGAUGUGCGUACCGCUAAUCUUGCAGGAUAAGCUGUCUUUGGCAGAGUCCUAUGUCACAGGCCACAAUCAACUGGAACGACGACUGGUCACGCUGCUAGACUCCUGGUGCCACCCCAGCUUCAGUGUGGAUGUGAUAAGCAAGCAGUUCCCUCGCCUCUCCGUUUCCAAACACUGCAUGGGCCAGAUCAAACCCAAAAUGCUGACAAAACAUGUCCUGCGACUUGUGGAGAAAUUCAACAUUGAUCAAGGACUAUGUCCCAAUGCUCUGCACAAGAGGAGACUAGACUCUUUGCGGUUUCUCAUGUACAAGAAGUUUGUGGAGAAAAGCAUGACAGAGCAGAACUGGAGUGAUCAUGUACAGUACGUGGUGGCAGAUGACGUUGAGCUGCAGAUCGAGUUGGUGGAGAUGUUGGUGAGGUACAGCGGUCUUCAGAAAGCCUCUCAAUGGUCACUGAGAUACGCCGUCCCCAGAAAUCGCCUUCCCAUAGGGGUAUGGGACACACAGCAGAGUCUACCGCCUCAUCUACAACAAGUACACCUGAGUGAUUCAGCGCAAACCGAGGAGUGGACGCCGUCUGAGUCUCACCGUCACAAGUUCUACCAGGUGCCAAUCACCAAAGACAAGGUUCACUUUGUGGACACGCCGGAAGCUCUUCAGAGAUGUCGAAAUAUUGUGCUCAAGGACGGUGGCGUAGUGGGAGUUGACAUGGAGUGGCAGCCUACGUUUGGCUGUAUCUCAACUCAGAGAGUUGCUCUGAUACAGCUUGCAGUUUUUGACCAGGUUUUCUUGUUAGACCUCUGUGCAAACGGAUUGUGUCAACACCCAGACACUAUUAGCUUCAUCAGGAGCUUUUUCUCUACACGAAACAUCAUUAAACUGGGUUAUGGUAUGGCCGGAGAUCUCAAGUGUCUCUUGGCCACCUGGCACCAAUUUUUAGAGGAGCCACUGAAGAUGGAGGGGGUGCUUGAUCUUCUUAGUAUACACCAAAAGAUCCAGCGUGGUAAGGUCAAAAGGACUCAAAAUGGCCCUAAGGAGGUGCUGGUCGGAGAGGGCUCUGCAGAGAAAGGCCUCAGUCUGCUGGUACAACAGGUCCUGGGAAGGCCCCUGGACAAGACAGAGCAGAUGUCCAACUGGGAGAAGCGGCCGCUACGCAUCAGCCAAAUUAGAUAUGCAGUGGCAGAUGCCUACUGUUUGCUGGAUGUUUACUCUGUCCUUUCCAGCAACCCGGCAUGGUUUGGGCUGCCAGCGGACCUGCGCAGCAUCUCUUCAAGCCAAUCAGAGAAGGGCAGAGAGAAGAAGCAGAAGGAUAAACGGGCAAUGCAAAUGAAACAGGCCCAUGGCAAAGAGGAAUGUCAGGGGGCUCAAAGGCUCAGUCCCCCUCACUCUGACACAGAGAAAGGCCUCCUGUGUGGCAAGAAGCCCUCAGAGGACUCCCCCGCUCUGCCCCCCCAGCAGUUGCGGGUGGUGUGUGACAACAUGCUACAAGGGCUCGGGAGGUACCUGCGCUGUUUAGGAGUUGAUGUGGUCAUGUUGGAGAACACCGAUGAUCACAGAAAAGCGGCAAAGUUAGCACAAGCCGAAGGUCGAGUCAUACUCACAUGUGGACAACCAUACCAAAGCUUGCGGUCCCAGGUGGGUGAGGGUCGCUGUCUGUCCCUAGACUGUUCAGAAAAGGCCAGAGACCAGGCCGUUCGAGUCCUCAAACACUUCAAUGUCCAGCCCACUCCCAGCGAUAUAUUCAGCCGCUGCCAGGCGUGUAACAGUGAUCAGUAUGUGGCGGUGCCCAGAGAGGACAUGGUCAGGAUGCUUAAACAGAAAGGAUUUCUGCAGGACCAGGAUACCGACCACACACAACAGAAAUCCCAUCAACAGGAAGAGCAGAAGCUUGACGACAUCCUGACCCCCGCUGAGACCUCUGAACUCCCCAGGUAUGCCCUUCAGUGUCGCUGGGCCUCCCUCUCAGAGCUGGACCCCGACACCCUGACCUUUCCCGGGGGGGCGGCCAUACAGCUUCACAACGUGCCCCCCGCCCUCCUGUCGAGGAUACCGCUCUUCUAUGUCUGCACCAGAUGUGGCAAGGUGUUCUGGGAAGGCUCCCACUUCGGCCGUGUCCUCACCAUGUUUCAGGAAGUCUUGCACCUAACAGACGAGGACUCCGAACCAGCCGCGGCGCCCGUUUCAGCGGCACAACAGAACUGACUGAUGUCGAGCUACUGCAGUUAAACUGACCCUCAAAAAAAAAACAUGGAUAUAUUUUACACAUUGAGCCAGCUGUCAUGAAAUCCAUUUAAAUUGUCUGUUACAGAACACACACUUACAUUUUGCCUAAUUCUAAAUCAGCGUGAUAAAAUACAGACUGUGGAUUCAGGCUGGCAUUACAAUUUCAAGAAGUUUCAACUUCAAAUUUGUUUUGCAUGAAAUAAUACAUAAUUCGGGUAAAAAUUUUAUUAUUUGACAGCCAUACUAAAAAACAAAGAUUUGGUGACAAAGCUUUAUUUUCUCAUCUUUUGUCAUCCAAAAGCUCUUUUCAGGUGCAUACAUUUUCAACGGUUUUAAACUUUUUGUGUGUGUUAAACACAUUUUAAUUUUCAGUGAACCAAAGGCAGGUCAUGCUGUGAUCGCGUUUUGACAUUUUUGUUGUUGACUGUAUUCACUGUUAUACUGUGGCAUUUUUUAUUGGUGAUUGUAAUGACGUCAUUUGAAUUGCAAUAACUUUAUCAAGAGCUCAAGAGCACCUUGACUCAACAGGGAAUCAUAUAAUCAAAUUAUAACGCACAGUAAGUAAGUUUAUGCAUCAGUGUUUCAGGUUUGUUCCAUUUAACUCUUUCAGGGGUCAAAUUCAGUAAGUUUUCUGUAAACUUUUUUUUUUUUAUUGCCUUGCUUUAAAUGUAAAUUUAAGUCACAACAGGACGCACUUUCUCUGCGUUUUUAGCAGUCUGUGGUACUGUAUAUUUUCAUUCUCUGUGAAUACAUUUGUAUAAUGUUUAGUCACAUGAUUUAGCUGGAAACUAAAUAUGUUAAUACAUUUUUUUUUUCAUUUAGUAAUCUGUGGAAAGUUGUUAUUGUAUUCUGUCAGUUAUUUCUACUUUUUGAUGUGUUUUCAGAAAUGAAAAAAACAGAUGGUGUAGCAGCAAGAGGGGGCAGAUUGAUGAGAUCAUCUAAGCUUCACUGAUGUCUGUCAGGUGUAACACUAACAGCGUGGGGGGGGGGGGGGUUUCCUGCCCUGAGGCUUGAGAGCAGACGGGUCACAGAGUAACCCAACACAUACUGCCUGAAUCCCUUCAUAUUUUCUCAUACCGUCCUUUCCAACCUCCUCUCCUCUGUUCACAAAUCCCACUUUGGCUUUAUGUGUUUUCAGAACACAGGAUUGCCCAAAAAGGUUUUAAAAGAUCUACUGUGGAAAAUUCUGUAAUUAAACAAGAUUUCCUUGUGUU
Messenger RNA from Thunnus maccoyii (southern bluefin tuna), 4262 nucleotides. It is a transcript of the gene exd3, whose product is annotated as exonuclease 3'-5' domain containing 3. Gene Ontology annotation, molecular function: nucleic acid binding; 3'-5' exonuclease activity. Lineage: Eukaryota; Metazoa; Chordata; Actinopteri; Scombriformes; Scombridae. Gene Ontology annotation, biological process: nucleobase-containing compound metabolic process. The transcript is spliced from 22 exons. The record is from RefSeq and is a predicted model, not a curated record. The coding region runs from base 334 to 3027 and encodes 897 amino acids.